Molecule: messenger RNA, 2685 nt
Organism: Diaporthe citri
Lineage: Eukaryota; Fungi; Ascomycota; Sordariomycetes; Diaporthales; Diaporthaceae
Exons: 4
Coding region: 1-2685 (894 amino acids)
Biological process (GO): endonucleolytic cleavage in 5'-ETS of tricistronic rRNA transcript (SSU-rRNA, 5.8S rRNA, LSU-rRNA); endonucleolytic cleavage to generate mature 5'-end of SSU-rRNA from (SSU-rRNA, 5.8S rRNA, LSU-rRNA)
Cellular component (GO): nucleolus; 90S preribosome; small-subunit processome
Molecular function (GO): U3 snoRNA binding; protein binding
Source: RefSeq, a predicted model, not a curated record
AUGACAACAAGGCUUCCUUUCAAAACGACGUUCGAACCCGAAAGGGCGAUACAGCCCAUUUUCACAGGCGGCUCAAUUGCACUGGACAAUGGCGCCAAGUUUCUUGCCACAACCCUCGGUGAGGAUGCCGUUCUGACGGAUCUCUUGACCGGGAGGCAGCUUGCCAAAAUCGAAGGGGAUGACGAGCAAAUCUCGACGUUGACAUUGACCCCUUCCGCCUCUCAUCUAAUAGUCUGCUCUCGGUCCCUUUCCAUGCGCAUAUACUCCCUCAAGGUCUCCGAAGAUCAAACCGAGAUCGAAGCGACCCUGACACGAACCCUCAAACCACACGGAACUCCCGUUGUCGUCUUGGCCGUCGACCGUACUGGCACCCUGCUCGCGACCGGCGCGGCUGAUGGCAACAUCAAGGUCUGGGAUCUGAUCGGUGGAUAUGUGACGCACACAUUCCGAGGGCCCAGCGUCCUCGUUUCGGCUCUUCACUUCUUCGAAAUCGCCUCCAGUCGCCUGGCAGACGAGCAACUAACCGGCAAGAAGAGCAAGAAGACGAAGAGGAAGAGCGAUGUGGGCAGUGAGGACAAGGAUGCCGCAACUGCUAGGUUCCGCCUGGCGUCUGGCAGCCAAGACGGAAAAGUAAGAGUUUGGGACCUACACAAGCGCGCGGUGGUCGCGGACCUCGAGUCGCAUGUGUCGGAUGUUCAGGGGCUGGACUACUCCGCGUCGCAACAUUCGCUCGUCACGGCCAGUCGUGACAAGACGAUGAUCUGGUGGGAUGCGAAGUCGUGGACCCAGAGGAAGGUCAUUCCAACAUUUGAGACGAUGGAAGCGGCUGGCUUCUUGGAAGACGGCAGGCUGACCUACACUGCUGGCGCCAACGGCUGCGUGAGGUUGUGGGAUUCCGAGACAGGCCGAGAGGUGACGACGGAGCAGUCCUCGAAGUCUGAGGAGGGCUCAAUCGUUGGCGCAGUUCUUUGCUCGGAGCAAAACCUGCUGGUGACUGUCCAGAUGGACCAUACUCUCGUUCUCUACCGAACACCUUCGAUGCGAGACGCUCUCACAAUACCUGAAUUGCCGCCGCUUGAACCGCUCAGGAGGAUUUCCGGCACUCAUGACGAGAUUAUCGACCUUGCAUACGUCCUACCUGAUCACUCCAUGAUGGCACUAGCGACGAAUUCGGAGGAUGUGCGAUUGGUCUCUGUGGCAGACGCAGAGGAAGGAGCUGAUAGUAUCAACGGGACGGGACAUUACCUAGGCCAAGAUAUAGGUCUUCUCAAAGGCCACGACGAGAUCGUGAUAACACUCGACGUCGAUUGGUCUGGACACUGGAUCGCAACAGGUGCCAAGGACAACACAGCUCGGCUGUGGCGGGUCGACCGGGAGAACAACAGCUACACGUGCUGGGCAACAUUCACGGGUCACGCAGAGUCGUUGGGCGCUAUCGGCCUCCCGAAGACUGUUCCUCAGGAGUCGUCUGCAGCAUUUCAAGACCCUGUCAAUAACCCGCCUGCGGUCCUGAUAACGGGAUCACAGGAUUUAACGGUGAAGAAGUGGGAAAUCCCUCGACAAGCUUCAAAGAAGGCCAAAGCUCUGUUUACGAGGAAAGCCCACGAAAAAGACAUCAACGCACUCGAUAUAAACCCCUCAGGACAACUAUUUGCAUCUGCUUCUCAAGACAAGACUGUCAAGAUCUGGUCUGUGGCAGAGGGUGAAGUCCAGGGUAUUCUUCGAGGUCACAAGAGAGGCGUUUGGUCAGUGAGAUUUGCACCAGCACACACGCCCGUUAUCCAGGGCGACAAGGGGGCGGUGGCUGGAAGAGGUCUGAUUCUGACCGGCUCUGGAGAUAAGACCGUCAAGAUAUGGAGCCUGUCAGACUACACAUGUCUGAGGACAUUUGAGGGGCAUUCGAACAGUAUUUUGAAGGUGGCGUGGCUCUACCAACACACCGAGGGCGACAAGUCCAAGCGGGUCCAGUUCGCCAGCGCCGGUGGUGACGGUCUUGUGAAAGUCUGGGACGUCAACAGCGGCGAAACGGAGACCACGCUGGACAACCAUGAGGACCGCGUGUGGGCCCUUGCUGUGCAUCCCGAGACGAACAUGAUCGUCUCCGGAAGCGCUGACUCCACCGUCACCUUCUGGAAGGAUACUUCGUCUCAGACGCAAACUGCGGCGGUCGAGGCGGCCACCAAGCUGAUCGAGCAGGAGCAGGAGCUCGAGAACUAUAUGCACACGGGUGCAUACAGAGAUGCCAUCGCCCUCGCGCUGCAGCUCAACCACCUGGAAGAGAAGGGAAGCAUGUCCGGCCUCAAGGCGGUAGAUGAGGUCUUGGCGACGCUGUCUGACGAGCAGAUCUUCCUGCUGCUACUACGGUUGCGGGAUUGGAACACCAAUGCCAGGACCGCGCCAGUAGCCCAGAGGAUACUGUGGGCCCUGGUCAGGAGUUAUCCGGCCUCCAAGUUCUCGAACCUGUCGGUCAAGGGCGCACGUGGGCAGAGGAGUCUGAAAGAGGUGCUGAAUGCGCUGAAAGUGUACACGGAGAGGCACUACAAGCGCACGGAGGAGCUUGUCGAUGAAUCAUACUUGGUGGAGUACACAUUACAGGAGAUGGAGAACCUGGCACCUAUGAUGGACCUGCCUGCGGCUGCUGAGAACGGUGAGGGAGAUGUGCUGAUGCUGGAUGCAUCUUCAUGA